This is a messenger RNA of Prunus armeniaca (apricot), 1077 nucleotides long. NCBI's taxonomy places the organism in Eukaryota, Viridiplantae, Streptophyta, Magnoliopsida, Rosales, Rosaceae. The record is from the annotation of a GenBank genome assembly.
AUGUCCUUAGACUCUAUCAAAGCACCUUUACAGCCUAUGCUAGAGUACAUGCUAGUGUCUAGGAAAUGCCAACACAAAUUUCUUACUAACACUCUAUCAUGGGUCUGUCGACUGGUCACCGGUGGCAAUUGCAACUCAGAGACAGUUGAGCGAAGAAAUGGCCAUGGGAGGCCAAAAUCUCCAAACCCAAAACAGAAAAUCCCCGUCAUGAUCCCAAGCCAAAGACGAAGUAGCAGCAGCACCAGCAGCACAGUAUCAUCGAACGUUAACGCCCAAACAAAAAACAGUAGCAAAGCAAGAGCAAGAGCGGUCCCAGCAGUAGUUAAUCAUCAUCUCAACCAGAAAGCAGCCGUUGAGUCUGACGGUGACCUCGCAAGAUUAAAAAGGUCAGCAAAUAAUAAUAAUAAUAAUAAUAAUAAUAUGGUCAAUGAAAGUAAUAAGGCCAAUAAUAUCGACCAAAAAGAUAGAAGCCGUAGUAGUACUAGUGGUGCAGCUGCUGCAGAUUUUGUUUCGUCGAGCAGGGCAAUGGAGGAAGGAGUGAAAAUGGUAUAUUCAAAAGCAAAGCCAACAACAGCUAGUAGCACAAGCACUAGAAGAGGUGGAGUCUCCAUUGUGUCAUCGUCGACUCAAAUUGCGGCUGGCUUUUGUAACGAAAAACCUCCUCCUAAUCUGAGGACAGAACAACGCUCGACAUCUGCUAGCACCACACGAGGACGGGGUCUAGCCAGCGCGUCGACGCACCAGAUACAGAAAGCAGCUGAUCAUCAUCAACCUGCCGCAAAACUAUUACCAAGGAGGCAAUCAUGCUCACCAAGCGUCUCUAGGGGUCGGAAAGUAGUGGAGGUGCAGGAGGAGACUACUACUACUAGUCUAAAAGGAAGAAUUCAAUUUCAAACAGGAAAUGGAACGCAAGUUUUGGGAAGUAGAAUGGUGCAGAGAGUGAUGAAUGCUAGAAAAUCAGUUACUCGUGAAUGUCAUCAUGAAGAAAAAGAUCAUAAAAAGCCCAAUUCACGGUUUCCCAUUCAGGAAAGCUCUGGUUUUGGAAGAAUAUUGCACGGCACGGCACUGCCUAAUUAA